Molecule: messenger RNA, 1509 nt
Organism: Mercurialis annua (annual mercury)
Lineage: Eukaryota; Viridiplantae; Streptophyta; Magnoliopsida; Malpighiales; Euphorbiaceae
Exons: 2
Coding region: 148-1326 (392 amino acids)
Source: RefSeq, a predicted model, not a curated record
UAAGAAUUUAUUUGCACCUGGGGGCAAAAAGGAAAAAGAAAAAAAGAGCUAACAUUGUUUUUUUUUUUUUGAUGAGAAGAGUAAACAUUGUUGACAUUGACAGUCUCCUGCUUUCAUAUGAAAAGCAGUUUGGGGUUUUGAAGAUCAAUGGAAGACAGCAAAAUCUCCCAAAAUAUUCUUCCCUCAAAUUAUGUCACUCUCGUUCAAUUGCAAGAACGCUGGAAGAAACAGCAACAAGAUCGGAGUAAUGAUCAUCAUCAUCAGCAACAGCAGAAACAGAAUCACAAGGAGCAACAUAAUAAUCAUCCAUCAAAUUCUGUAACCCUAACUCAACCGCAGCAACAAUGGAAACAAAAUAAGCAUCAGAAACAACAACAGCAACAACAAGAAUAUGACGAGGAUAAAAAGCAAACACAGAAGCAGCAGCCGGAAGAAGAACAACAAAUUGACGGCAAAGAUAAACAAAUUAAUCGAGGAAAUUACGGCCGAAAUCGCAGGCUUAAGAAUAGGAAUUUCACGGGAAGCGGUUCCGGAGCUUCUCCUUCUGUAAAAGAAAACCAAAACCAGAAUGAAAACGACGCCGUUCCGGUGGCUUCUGCUGUUGAAGGACACGACGCUGCGUCCAUCCCGAUUUUUGUUGCUGUUGAAGGAAAUGAGAAGGAAAUAAAGAAGAAAAAGAAGUGGAAUAAGAGGAAAAAUUUUAAGAGUAAAAAAGAGAAGGAAUUAAUCAAAGAUGGAGAAACAGCCAUUACACAAGGGGAGGAGGCAGAGAAAGCGCCAGUGCGUGAAAAACACGCGCCUCUGAUUAAGAGCCAGAAGGACAAUAUUAUUCCGCCGAUGAGGUACGGGAGGAAGAGAAACACGGGGAUGAUUAACUGUAUUUAUAGGGCAAAGAAUGCGGUGGAGACGGUGAGAGAAAAGGGUGUCGAAAUAAUUGACAUGAAAAUUGGGGAACUCUCAGUAGACGAAGAGAAUCAUGAGAGAUCAGAGAAGCAAAAUGGGGUUGUUGCUACUGAUGCUAAUGGCAGUAAUUAUAGUAACAGCAACUGUAGUGUGUAUAAAGCCUCUAAUAGGAGUGUUAAUAACCGUAGGAAUAGUCAGCAUGGAGGUUAUAACGGCAGGAAUGGUCAGUAUGGAGGUCAUAAGGGACGAAAUUUGGGAUACAGAGACUAUGAAUAUGAUUGUGGUAUCCGUGGGCGUAAUUGGAGGUUUGCUCAGCGUAAUGGGUCUAUUGGAAUGGUUUGGGUGAAGAAAGGAGAGGCUGCUGAUGGUGAGGGUACUGGAAAUCAAAGCUCCAGCAGCUCAGUCAAGGACUCUGAUUCCUGAAUGAUUCAUUUGAUUGGUCUUAUGGUCAUGGCUAGAGGAGGAGAACUAAACAGAGAUUUUAGUGCAGCAGUGAAGUUGGAAGAAAAAUUAAUAUGUAUUUGGAGAGAAUGUCUAAAAUGUAAAUUAAACUGAUAUUAGAUUGACUUGUCGAUUUAUCUUGCUUAAUUUCUCUGCUUUGUUUUA